Phytophthora infestans T30-4 is the source of this 561-nucleotide messenger RNA. Its product is annotated as secreted RxLR effector peptide protein, putative. NCBI's taxonomy places the organism in Eukaryota, Oomycota, Peronosporomycetes, Peronosporales, Peronosporaceae. The transcript has a single exon. The record is from RefSeq and is a predicted model, not a curated record. The coding region runs from base 1 to 561 and encodes 186 amino acids.
AUGCGUCCAAGCUUCGUCCUCGCGCUGUUGGUGGCCUUCGUAGUGGCAUGCGUUAGCGUCACUGCGAGAGCGAACGCCGCUGUCCAGCCGAAGCUCACGAUCGAGAUAGCGAGCAGUAUGUCGACACGCCGGUAUCUGAAGGGAAGGCAGGGAGGGACUGUUAAUGACGAUGAAGAGAGACUGUUCACGGGUGCUAUUCAGAAAAUGCCGGGCUUUAACAAAAUCAAGGCUGCCUUUCAGAAUAACCCAAGUUUUGCCAAGAAUUUGGAGAAGUUUCGUAUGAAACGCCAGCGUCUCGAUGAAUUUUUCAAGGAGAAUCCAGUUAUUAAGAAGGAAAUCAUCGUCGCUUCCGUGCUUUUGACACUGAUUUUCAGUGUGCCGAUUGUAGUCAAUGCAUUUUUCCGGCGUAGGAAAGAUGCAGAGAUGUUCCAAAAUAUAAACGUCGUCAUAGAAUCUGAAGAGAUUACAAGAGCUCUUAACAUAAUAUCGAAAAGUAACUUAUCAAAUACUACGAGUAAGGUGAACAUGCGAAUACAACACGGUCGUUUGUCAUGGUUUUAA